Messenger RNA from Suillus discolor, 528 nucleotides. RefSeq lists its product as uncharacterized. The transcript is spliced from 2 exons. The record is from RefSeq and is a predicted model, not a curated record. Lineage: Eukaryota; Fungi; Basidiomycota; Agaricomycetes; Boletales; Suillaceae. Bases 1 to 528 code for a protein of 175 amino acids.
AUGCGGUUCGACGAGAUCGCACGGACGUCGCCUCCCAUUUCGAGAGAGUUCAUAAAUUUCCCCAUGUCUGUCAGCUUGGUGGAUCAUUCUGCGCCAAGUCAUGUUUUUAAUGACUAUCUUGCGAUGCGCACGACACGUGCCGGCACAAUCUCGCCUGAUGACCGCAAAGUUUCAACAAUAUUUCAAUUCAGGGCGAUUGACUGGGGCAUGGAAAAUUGCGAAUUGCACGUCGCCAUUCCGCCUAUGGAUCGACCAACUACGCUUGCUUUAUAUCGCCUCAAUGCCACUGUACCAGUUGAUAUUUCAACGUUAUCGUUUAACGUCCGACCGCCACGGGUCGCGAAACUUGAUAACAUUGUGCUAGGGCAAGACAGCUUGAACUGGCACAGAAAACUUUCUUGUGUGAUGGACGACGUCCUUGUUUUCGAAUUGGGAUGUUCGGAGGAUGAAUCAAGCAGUACCUGCGAUAUAGAAUGGUGGCAGGCUCACAAGGACAUUGCACCAGGUCAGUAUUUUACCACUCUAUGA